GGUGCCCUGGGGGUGGGGAAGUCUCUCUCUCUCUCUCUGGGUUUGUACAAGUUCCCGAUCCCGGCGGCUCCAGCUCCCCCGCCGCAAUGCUCGCUCUCCUAGGCCUCCUGCUAGCCCUUGUGCUGAGUGGCCUCGUGGUGCGCUCCUGGUGCCCGUUCCUGGGCCACGACGUGCGGGUGUUUUGCCGGGCGGCGGGGCUGGCGCUGCGGACCUGGGGAUACAGCAGGAGGCAGCCCCCGGUCACUCUGCUCGAUGUGUUCCUGCAGAGAGUGAGGCAGCAGCCGGACAAGGCGCUGCUGCUGUUCCAGGGCCGGCCUUUCACCUACUCGGAGAUGGACAGACACAGUAACCGGCUGGCCAGGGUCCUGCAGGGCCGGGCUCCCCUCCACCAGGGAGACUGUGUGGCGGUCCUCCUCAGUAACCAGCCCCUGUUUGUCUCUGUCUGGCUGGCUCUCGCUAAACUCGGCUGCUCCGUGGCUUUCCUGAACUUCAACAUCAGGGCGAGGUCUCUGCUGCACUGCCUACAGUGCUGCACCCCGCGGGUGCUCAUCGUCGGACAAGACUUGAGAUGCUUAGUGGAGGAUGUGCUGCCCAGUCUAAGAGAAGAGAAUGUCACUGUUUUAAUUUUGGAUGAAAAGUGUACCACAGAAAGCAUUGGGAAAGAUGAGAUUCAAGCUGCAUCUGACCAGCCAUUACCUCUAUCCCUCCGAUCGCACGUUACCUUCAAAACCCCCUUUGUCUAUAUCUAUACGUCUGGAACAACAGGUUUACCCAAAGCUGCAAUCAUCACUCACGCUCGGGUACACCGCAUGGUCUCCUUCAUUAUAACUUGUGGCAUCCAAAGCAAUGAUGUGAUUUACACCACUCUGCCUCUUUACCACAGUGCUGGUUCUUUGAUUGGAGUUUGUGGCAGCAUUUACGCAGGGGCAACUGUUGUCUUGCGCCAAAAGUUUUCUGCCAGCCAGUUCUGGGAUGACUGCCGGAAGUAUGAUGUCACUGUUAUCCAGUACAUUGGGGAGGUGUUACGCUAUCUCUGCAACAGUCCAAAGAAAAGCAACGAUAGGGAUCACAAGGUGAGGAUGGCUUUGGGGAAUGGUGCACGGCCAGAUGUCUGGAAAGAGUUUUUAAAUCGUUUUGGAAAUAUCCAAGUUUGUGAGUUUUAUGGUGCCACGGAAGGAAAUGUUGGCUUUUUUAACAGUACGGGCAAAAUCGGUGCGUCGGGGAGGAUCAGCGUUUUGACCAGGAUGUUCAUGCCGUUUCACCUGGUUAAAUAUGAUGUUGACUGGGAAGCACCUGUACGAGAUGCUAAUGGUCAUUGCAUUGAAGUUGCUAAAGGAGAAACUGGACUUCUCAUCGCGAAAAUCACAGCCAAAUCCCCGUUCAUUGGGUAUGCAGGGAAUAACGCCCUAACCAAUCAGAAGCAUCUGAGAGAUGUGUUCUGCAAAGGAGAUCUUUACUUCAACAGCGGAGAUCUCAUGAUGCUUGACAAUGACAAUUUCAUCUACUUCAAAGACAGAAUUGGAGACACAUUCAGAUGGAAAGGGGAGAAUGUGUCCACCACUGAGGUGGCUGAUAUUCUGUCGGUGCUGGAUUUUAUUCAGGAAGUCUGUGUUUACGGAGUUACUGUUCCAGGUCAUGAAGGUAGGAUAGGAAUGGCUGCCAUUCAGAUGCGGAAUGGGAGGGAUUUGGAUGGAGAACAACUGUAUGAAUAUGUGAGAGCUCAACUCCCUAGUUAUGCAUGGCCCUGGUUUGUGAGAGAACAGAAAUCACUUGAGACAACGGGAACCUUUAAAUACUAUAAAGUGGCGCUGAUGAAGGAAGGUUUCAACCCAAUGACUGUCCAAGAGCCACUCUAUGUCCUUGAUAAACAGAAAGGAACCUACAUCCCAUUGGACCAGGAACUCUACAACAGCAUCAUUGCUGGUCAAGUGAAACUGUGAUGUAAUGUCCCUGUCCUGCUCAAGUGCCUUGAUUGGCUGUUGUAGAAUUGAGAAGUUUAGAGGGAAAGUGUUUCAUUCUAAUGUUGUAUUUUUGUACAAUGUGAGAGAUGGAGAGGGGUUGGGGAGUAAUUACCUUCACUUGACACCUAGAGUCACAGAGAGGUACAGCAUGGAAACAGAUCCUUCAGUCCAACCCUUCCAUGCUGACCAGAUAUCCCAACCUAAAGUAGUCCCAUUUGCCAGCACUUGGCCCAUAUCCCUCCAAACCCUUCCUGUUCAUAUACCCAUCCAAUUGCCUCUUAAAUGUUGUAAUUGUACCAGCCUCCUCCACUUCCUCUGGCAGCACAUUCCAUACAUGCACCACCCUCUGUGUGAAAAAAUUGCCCGUUAGGUUCCUUUUCAAAUUUUUCUCUUUUCACCCUAAGCUUACGCCCUCUAGUUCUGGACUCCCCCACCCCAGGGAAAAUACCUUGUCUACUUAUCCUAUCUGUGCCUCUCAUGAUUUUGUAAACCUCUUUUGGUCACCCCUCAGCCUCCAGUGCUCCAGGGAAAACACCCCCAGCCUAUUCAACCUUUCCCAACAGCUCAAAUCCUCCAAUCCUGGCAACAUCCUUGGAAAUCUUUUCUGAAUCCUUUCAAGUUUCACAACAUCUUUCCAAUAGGAAGGAGACCAGAAUUGCACGCAAUAUUCCAAUAGUAGCCUAACCAAUGUCCUGUACAGUUGCAACAUGACCUCCCAACCCCUGUACUUAUACUCUGACUAAUAAAGGAAAGCCCCUGAUUAAUUAUUAAA
This is a messenger RNA of Hemiscyllium ocellatum (epaulette shark), 2733 nucleotides long. Its product is annotated as long-chain fatty acid transport protein 2-like. Gene Ontology annotation, cellular component: endoplasmic reticulum. The coding region runs from base 87 to 1940 and encodes 617 amino acids. Gene Ontology annotation, molecular function: long-chain fatty acid-CoA ligase activity; long-chain fatty acid transmembrane transporter activity. The transcript is spliced from 10 exons. NCBI's taxonomy places the organism in Eukaryota, Metazoa, Chordata, Chondrichthyes, Orectolobiformes, Hemiscylliidae. The record is from RefSeq and is a predicted model, not a curated record.